UAGGUGAGAUACAAGAAAAUUUGCAGGCGGUGUUUCACACCACCCAGCAAGAGGUGUACCAAGAAUGCUUCCGGAAGUGUAAGUGACGUUGUGAGCGGUGUAUCAAUUGUGGAGGAGAGUAUUUUGAAGGAGACCAUGCACAAUAAGUAAAAGGUAAGCGUUGACGAAAUUUUAUGAACACAAUUCCUGAGGUUUUUGAACAGAUCUUGUAUAGGUCGGCAGUAGCACUGACGACAGCUGACUUCUGUAGCGACCAAACAGUUAACCGAACAGUGCGAAACUCAGUCCCUGUAUUCUCAGUCUGUGAUUUUCUCUUUUAUUGAGCAGUGUGCUGCUACGUCAUGGAUAAAAAACAGUGACGAAGUUGAAAAACAAAGGAAAGUGAAACGUUAUUCAGGAAGUGUACGAAAAUUCACAUAUGGAGUAUGCUGGUAUUGCGCGAAAACGGACUUGAAGUUAGCGGGGCUCACAACUCUUAAUGUCAAGCCGCAGAGGACGUCAUACUCAGUGAGUAGGCCUAUUCAAGACCUGAAAAUGAUGGCAAUAUAUUUGAGUAUUGUCAAAUAUGUUACACAUUCUGUUUGUGUUUGCACUCCGGUCACAUAGCGGGAGAUUCAGAUUUUAUGCCUGGGAGCAUAUGUAUGAGCUUUUGUCUGACAAAGGGAGUUCAUGGACCGAGCAUGUUCGAUUUUCUUUACGUAUAUUUAUUGGAUUUGAAAGUCUGUACGCAGACAUCAGUUUCCUAAAGCAGUGCGACAAAAAGAAAAACGUAAAAAAGUAGCCUCCAAAAAUGAGAUGAUACUCAACCAAAGUAAUUGCAAAACACUUUGCACGUCUCCAGUCAAUGCCACCUAGGAACAAGGAGCCUAAGACGUCACGGGCAGGGAUCUGAGAAGCUAGGUACCGACACACGUGAUUCGAAGCAUUUCCACAUUGUACUUUGUGCUGAUUGUGAGUGGCUAUUUGAUCUAUACUCAGUUACAAUGCCCCAAAUGUGUUGUAUGCCGAAUUGCAGGGGCAAUUACGAUAAUGGACCUAAAGUCAGUGUAUUUUAUUUUCCAUCUGAUGAGAAUUUAAGACGAAAAUGGUUAUCGGCUGUUGACAGACAAGACUGGACACCGAGUAAGCACUCUGUUGUAAGUAUCAGUGUGUGUGUUUGGUUAGUGUGACGUCGUUACUUGAAAUGUAGUCCAGCUGAACAAAAUACAGUAAACAGAAGACUGUAUUUAUAAUCUCAUACAUCAUUAAUUUUCAUUAUAUGUUUUAAAGAGAACUGUAUGCUUGUUUUUAGAUAUGUGAACUGCAAUUCAAUAAAGAUGAUAUUUUAAGCAGUACCAGCAUGUAUGACCCGAAAACUGGUACACUCUUGACAGCACCGUUGGAUCGUCGACGCUAGAGAAAAAAUGCUAUCCCAUCGAAGUUGCCUGGAUGCUUAUCUUGUCGAGUCAUCAAACUGCAGUACGAGAGGACCGAGAAAUUCGUAGGGGGCGUUUAGAAAAUCGUGCUCUUCAAAUUGCUAUCCAAGAGAGUGUGGACACACUUGCGAAAAUGGUUGAUGCGAUAUCGUUCGAUAGUUUAGAACAACUGAAAACGAAGUUGAGUGAAUGUAAAAAGCACAGUGACUGGGUAGUGAUGAACAAAUCUGACAGUGUGAGCCUAGUGUUACUAAAGCAUAAUCCUUACCCAAAAAUUUUUUGCCAAGUAGUUAUAAGCAGUGGUUUAUUACUCAGUGUCUUCAGUAAUGAUAUUGAAAUGAAAUGUAUUGGAAACAUGAAAUUUCCCAUGAAAGUAAACAACAUACAGGUGGUAAGUGAUGUUCUUAAGAACAUUUACCUUCUGUAUAGUAGUUCUGAGGCUCCUGUAGAUAACAUUUUGUCUUUAAUUGACCAGUUAUUGCAAAAUUUAUUAGAAAAGUUGCCAGGAAACGAAACUAAAAUUACAUUUUUGAAGGAACAGAUUUCAUUUUUGAAGUGCAGAAGUUCAACUCAAUUUAGGUAUGAUACUAACUCUAUGAUAAUGUGGUCAUUAUUACAUUCUAUUAGCCAACAUGCUGACAAAUUUUUGAGGAACAGUGAUAGUUUUUGUAUGCCUAGUCCUAACACCCUUUCAAGGCUUUGUAGUACACUCUCAACAAAUCCUGUCAUUGAGCAACAGGGUGAUCAGUUUAUGAGCUACAUCACAAAUAAAGUAAGUACUUUAUCCUCAGACGAUAAAACUGUGCUCCUGUUGAUGGAUGAAAUUCAUCUGAAGUCUCAGCUUGAUUACAACGCUGGAAAUGUUGUAGGAUGUGCCUUUAACACUGACAGAUUUUUGUGUGCAACCAGUGCCUAUGUUUUUAUGGUUCAGAGCAUGGAAUCACCUUACAAAGAUGUGGUAUCUAUUCUGCCAGUUCAUACUAUUCAGGGUGACGUUCUGUUCUCUUACAUUAAAACAGUCAUUCUUAAAUUACAAGCAGUUGAAAUUGAGGUGGUUGGUAUUGUAGCAGACAAUAAUGCAAUUAAUAAGAAAGUAGUGUCUAAGUUUUCUACUCCUCCAGAUGUGAAAAUAAAGUAUGAUCACCCUGUACAAUCUUCUCCAAAUCGCCCAUUGUAUUAUUUUUUGGACACUGUCCAUAUUUUGAAGUGUAUCUGCAAUAACUGGUUUAAACAAAAGGAGCAGAUCUUGUGUUUUCUUGACUUCAGUGACAGUUUGAAGGGAGGUUUGUCAUCUGUUGGAGCACUGAAAGAAUUACACUUAAUAGAAAAAGAUGAACUGCUGCAAUAUGGCAGUUCCUUAACUUUGAAGUCUCUAUUUCCUAACUCAAUUGAGCGCCAAAAUGUCAAGUUAGUAUUGCGUAUUUUCAAUGAUACGACAGUUGUUGCUUUGGACACAUUUGGUUCAAAGAAAGCAAUUAGCAACUGGGAAAGUGAGAUGGGUAAGCAGCAUAUCGAUUCUGACAAGGAUGGCACACCAAAUUGGGUCAGUGAAAUGGCCCUAGCUGAAGAGAUACUGAGGCAGCAUUACGUAGCGCUGUUUGAGGAGUGUGACUUCCCUGAAGGGUUGGUAGAAACACUGGACAACAUUGAUGAGCUGCUCACACUGUGGACCCUGAGCAGGAAAGAGGUGGAAAAGCUGUUGCGUGAAGCUCUUGUGACUGUGGAUGCAGCCUCAUGGAGAAAAAAAGUAGAGCACGUCGAGAAGCUUAUACGAGCAGCCCAGACAAUAGAAGGCAUUAUCAGUGCCCAUGAACAAUUAAUGAUUUGUCUUGCUGAUGACGACGAUGAAGACGGUUUUGGCGAUGAGUCGGACAACAGUGACGAUGGCGAGCUGGAUGGAAUUGCGCCAUUAUCGCUGUAA
Messenger RNA from Schistocerca serialis cubense, 3336 nucleotides. RefSeq lists its product as uncharacterized. NCBI's taxonomy places the organism in Eukaryota, Metazoa, Arthropoda, Insecta, Orthoptera, Acrididae. The coding region runs from base 1429 to 3336 and encodes 635 amino acids. The record is from RefSeq and is a predicted model, not a curated record. The transcript has 4 exons.